AUGCCCUUCAGCAACACCCACAACAAGUACAAGCUGAAGUUCUCGGCCGAGGAGGAGUUCCCCGACCUCUCCAAGCACAACAACCACAUGGCCAAGGUGCUGACGCCCGCCCUCUACCAGCGCCUGCGCGACAAGGAGACCCCCAGCGGCUUCACCCUCGACGACGUCAUCCAGACCGGCGUGGACAACCCUGGGCACCCGUUCAUCAUGACGGUGGGCUGUGUGGCUGGUGAUGAGGAGUCCUAUGAGGUCUUCAAGGAUCUCUUUGAUCCCGUCAUCCAGGACCGCCACGGCGGCUACAAGCCCACCGACAAGCACCGCACCGACCUCAACCACGAGAACCUCAAGGGGGGUGACGACCUGGACCCCAAGUACGUGCUGAGCAGCCGCGUGCGCACGGGCCGCAGCAUCAAGGGCUACUCGCUGCCGCCGCACUGCAGCCGCGGCGAGCGCCGCGCCAUCGAGAAGCUGUCCGUCACCGGUGAGGCCGAUACUGAUGGCCAUCCUGGUGGGACACUUUCUUCCUUGUCCCACCUUGCGGUGGGGGAGGACAAUCAUCCCGGUGCGGGUGGCCGAGCGCCUGUGUCCAUGGGCCGGCGCUGAGCGUGUCCCCGCAGGCACAAUGACAACAAGACCUUCCUGGUGUGGGUGAACGAGGAGGACCAUCUCCGCGUCAUCUCCAUGGAGAAGGGCGGCAACAUGAAGGAGGUGUUCAGGCGCUUCUGCGUCGGCCUCAAGAAGAUCGAGGAGAUCUUCAGCAAGGCUGGGCACCCCUUCAUGUGGACCGAGCACCUGGGCUACAUCCUGACGUGCCCCUCCAACCUGGGCACGGGGCUGCGCGGCGGCGUCCACGUGCGCCUGCCCAAGCUGAGCCAGCACCCCAAGUUCGAGGAGGUGCUGGGCCGCCUGCGCCUGCAGAAACGCGGCACCGGUGGCGUGGACACGGCGGCCGUGGGCGCCGUCUUCGACAUCUCCAACGCCGACCGCUUGGGCUUCUCCGAGGUGGAGCAGGUGCAGAUGGUGGUGGACGGCGUCAAGCUCAUGGUGGAGAUGGAGAAGAAGCUGGAGCAGAACCAGCCCAUCGACGACAUGAUCCCGGCGCAGAAAUAGGGCCCCCUUGGCCCCCACGAU
Molecule: messenger RNA, 1131 nt
Organism: Nothoprocta perdicaria
Lineage: Eukaryota; Metazoa; Chordata; Aves; Tinamiformes; Tinamidae
Product: creatine kinase M-type-like
Exons: 6
Biological process (GO): phosphocreatine biosynthetic process
Molecular function (GO): creatine kinase activity
Source: RefSeq, a predicted model, not a curated record